AUGGCAAUCAACAAUACUGAGAAUGUCACUGCCAAGGCAGCAGAUGUGGUUGAAGACAAGGUGAAUGGCACCGAAUCCAAGGUGAACGCCGAUGGGGAGAUGACAAAAGACACGGUGAAUGGUACCGAGAAUGGAACGAAGGGUACGGGGAAGCAGACCAGCGAAGAGGAGGUUCAAGGUGACAAGAAAGCUGAGAAUGAAGUGAAGAAGGAAGAGGAGGUGGCGGUGGAGACUGAGCAGAAGACCGGCGUUUCGUUUCCGGUUAAAUUGGGUGAUGGGAAGAAGUUGCUGAGUGUUGGGUUAAGGAAGAAGUCCAUGCUUGGCAUGGGCGUUAAGGUCUAUGCCUUUGGGAUGUAUGGAGACAAUGAGAAAAUGAAAGAAGUUCUGAAGUCAAAGAUAGGAAAAGCUCCAGCAAAACCGACCAAAGAAAUGUAUGAAGUGGCAAUAGACAGUGAUGUGGAGAUGACAGUAAAAUUGGUCAUUGUAUUCUCUAAUCUCACUAUGAGCAUGGUAAGGAAGAAUUUUGACGAAGGUCUUGGAGCGUCCAUCAAAAAACUAACUGGCGGAAAGAAGAACGAUGAACUCGCAAACAAGGUCAUGGGUUCAGCUUCAGAUAACAUCAAGCUAACAACUGGUUCUGUGAUUGAGAUCUCGCGACUUCCAGGUUAUAUUCUCCAAACCAAAGUGAUGGAUGAGGAGGUGAGCAAGGUUGAAAGUGAGCUUCUCUGCAGGGCCUUCAUCUACAUGUAUUUGGGCGAGGAUCCCUUCGACAAGGAAGCCAAAGAAAAAUUCGGAAUGUCGCUGCUCUCACUGUUUUAA
Tripterygium wilfordii is the source of this 819-nucleotide messenger RNA. RefSeq names its product fatty-acid-binding protein 1-like. Gene Ontology annotation, molecular function: intramolecular lyase activity. The record is from RefSeq and is a predicted model, not a curated record. The coding region runs from base 1 to 819 and encodes 272 amino acids. Lineage: Eukaryota; Viridiplantae; Streptophyta; Magnoliopsida; Celastrales; Celastraceae. The transcript has 4 exons.